Molecule: messenger RNA, 756 nt
Organism: Darwinula stevensoni
Lineage: Eukaryota; Metazoa; Arthropoda; Ostracoda; Podocopida; Darwinulidae
Source: the annotation of a GenBank genome assembly
GUGUGCAGGGCCCUGGGGAUCCCGUGCCGAUGCGUGAGCAACUUCGUCUCGGCCCACGACACCGACGCCACGCUGAGCAUCGACAAGUACUUCGACGUGUUCGGCGACGUGAUCGAAGGCGGGCCCGGCGGCGAGUGCCUCGACACCGUCUGGAACUUCCACGUGUGGAACGACGCCUGGAUGGCGCGGCCGGACCUCCCGCCGGGCUACGGCGGGUGGCAGGCCAUCGAUGCCACGCCACAGGAGACCAGCGAGGGGAGAAAUCAGUGCGGACCGGCGUCCUUGGCGGCGAUCCGGAACGGGGAGGUCGGCUUCGCUUACGACACACCAUUCGUCUUCACGGAAGUCAAUGCGGAUCUCAAGCACUGGCAAGAAGAUCCCGAGUCUCAAUGGGGUUUCUCAUUGCGACAGACUGUUGACUAUCACGUCGGUCGGGCGAUCAUCACGAAACGCCCCGGACGGGACGACGACCAAGGAGACGGAGACGCAGAAGACAUCAUCGACCAAUACAAGAACACGGAAGGCACGACGUCGGAGCGGCUGGCCAUGAUGAACGCCGUGAGGAUCCUGAAGCCAUCCUUCCCUCACGAGGACCGCAAGCCGGCAGCGUCGGCGGAGGACGUCCACUUCGACCUCGUGGAGCUGGAUCGCAUCCUCGUCGGGGAAUCCUUCAGCGUCACCGUCCACCUUCGGGUGAGCCCCCGUGUCGGCUUUCGGGUGGAUUCUGGCCUGAGAUUAACCGAUGGAGAUCAAUGA